Exophiala mesophila is the source of this 1867-nucleotide messenger RNA. RefSeq lists its product as uncharacterized. Lineage: Eukaryota; Fungi; Ascomycota; Eurotiomycetes; Chaetothyriales; Herpotrichiellaceae. The record is from RefSeq and is a predicted model, not a curated record. The transcript has a single exon. The coding region runs from base 1 to 1665 and encodes 554 amino acids.
AUGAGUCUAUUCACCCGACUUGCAUGGACAUUCUUCGUCCCACUGUCAGAAGCUUACUCGUCUCCCUUCGAUCCUCGAGAAGCUACCGUCUCCACCGUCCAUGAUGCUCUGUUUUCUGGCGCGACGACAUGUCGUGAUGUUGUCUCAUCCUUCAUUGCACGCAUCGAGGCGUACAAUCCCUUCAUAACCGCCAUUAUCACUUUGAAUCCAGAGGCACUGCAAAUUGCAGAUGUUCUCGAUGCCUCGCUCGCUUCAGGAAACACCACGGGCUCCCUGUUCUGUGUUCCAAUACUUCUCAAGGACAAUUUUGAUGCCCUUCCUAUGCCCACUACUGGUGGAAGCCUAGCUCUCAAAUCCUCUGUGCCACUUCAAGAUGGACCAACCGUCCUCGCGUUCCGUCGCGCAGGCGCAGUUAUUCUGGGUAAGACCAAUCUGCACGAACUCGCUCUCGAGGGUCUCGGGGUUUCUUCCCUCGGAGGACAAACCUUGAACCCCUACGACUUCUCCCGUACUGCUGGAGGGAGCUCUAGUGGCACAGGAGCAGCGAUAGCCGCCUCAUUCGCUGUCUUUGGCACUGGCACAGACACCGUCAAUUCCCUUCGCAGCCCUGCUAGUGCCAAUAGCCUUUAUAGCUUUCGCCCAACUCGUGGCCUGAUAUCUCGCGCCGGCGUCAUCCCUGUUUCCCACACACAAGAUACCGUUGGGGCGAUUGGUCGCGAUCUAUUUGAUAUAGCAACUGCUCUGACCGUCAUGUCAAGUGUUGGCUACGAUCCUGCUGACAAUGACACCGCCAAUAUCCCUCCAAACACGGUAGGAGUCGACUACACCUCAUUCCUCUCUUCAAACAACCCGUCCGAUCUCUCAGGCAUACGCCUCGGAGUACUCGAGGGCUUCUUCAACCGCACCUUAAGCAGCGAGACCGAUCCAGUCAACCAAGUCACAGAUUCAGCCAUCGAACAAUUGCGUCGACAGGGUGCUACUCUAAUCUCCAUAAGCGAUACAUCUAUUUACAAUGCAACUACAAUUUUGCAGCUCGACGUACAGCAAUUCGAAAUUCGCGAGCUGCUCACCGACUACCUUUCCUCUGAAGCAUUAUCUGGCCCACAUCCUACCUCGAUGGCUGACAUCUUUAUCAACAAUACCAGCCCGCCCAAUUUCCUUGUCAUCCCUUCGCAGUACAAUAAAAUUCGCAGUGCCCUAACCUCUUCUACAGAUGACGCACUUUAUCUGGAAACCCAAGCUCGGAUUGCCGACCUGAGCAGGACAUUGCACGAGACAAUCACUUCGAACCAGCUCGAUGCCAUCAUCUACCCCGAACAGCAGAAUCUCGUUGUCAAGGUCGGCUCUCCAAGCCAGUCUGGCCGAAAUGGCAUUCUUGCUGCACUGACUGGUUCACCCGUCAUCACCAUGCCAAUUGGCUUUUCACCGCCUGGACCAAGUGCACCAAUUGGUGUUCCCAUUGGGCUUGAAUUACUUGGUUUGCCAUGGAGCGAGGGCAAGUUGUUGCGCAUCGCCAAAGGGCUUGAUGACCGAUUACAUGCGCGGAGAAUGCCUGUCACGGCCGGGUUACAUGACAUGGCAGAAGUCACCACUGCAUACUCAGCAGUCCCGAGGAUUUCGCUCGUUGACAAUAUUCCUCCUGUGUAUCCUUUGGGUCGGUUCUAAUACGUCAGACCACUGUGUCUGAGUUCACUGUGCGCAGUCGUUGAUUUUGGGACGUUCAAGCACCAAGAAAUAGAAAACUCGAUAUGAUCAGUCAUGUAGUCGGUCUAUUUAGAUUAUAGCGAUCAGGUGAGACGUGGCUGAAAUGUCUAACUAGUCAUAGGAACCUAUCCAAGAAGCGCUGCUGCUUUAUGCAUCCUCAUCA